AGGCUGCCGGGAGUCGCCGUCACGUGACUAACCCGGAAGUCAGGUACGGUUUGAAAAGAGGAACUUGCUUUCCUUCUAAGUUUCUCCGGCCCAACAUAACUUCGCAAUCUUCCCAAGAACACCCUAAGAGAAAGAAGAUCUACUUCAGAAUCUACUGAAUCUGACCUAGCGGAUUUGCGACAUCUGGCCACGAGGCAUUGGUGUGUUUGGCAUCAGCAGAACUACGGCGGAACAACUCAUGGAGGAGAAAGAAAAGGAGCUGAGAGAUGCCGCCGGGCGAGGUGACGAGGUCAGAGUUCAGCAGCUCCUAGCCGAGGGAGUCAAUGUCAAUGCUGAAGACAUCAGCCCCACCUCCAGAUGGACUGCCCUUCAUCAUGCAUCUUCGAACGGCCACACUGGAAUUGUACAAGCUUUACUCACAGCUGGAGCAAGAGUCGACCCACGAACUUUCUUGAGAUAUACCCCUCUCCGCAAUGCAGCUUCGAACGGACAGACAAGAACUGUGCAGGCUUUACUGACAGCUGGAGCAGACAUUAAUGCAAGAGACCACAGGAAUCAGACUCCCCUUCAUAAGGCGGCAGAAAAUGGGCACCCCGAGUGUGUUAGAGCACUGCUGAAGGCUGGAGCCAACACCGUCAGUAGAGACGAGGACAAGAAGACAGCAGAGGAGCUUGCAGUACAAGAGGACGUGCUGCAGGUGCUCCAGUACUUCAAAGACCUCCAUCCAAAAGUGGUGAAUGGCGGACUCACUAUCGACCUCAGCGGCAAAGGCCUGACCUCCGUCCCAGCCGAGGUGUUUGACGCCACAGAUAUCGAACGCCUUGUCCUGUCUAACAACAGGCUGGCGAGCAUACCCGAGGAGAUAGGUCAACUACAGAAGCUUCGGGAACUUAAACUUGACAACAACCUGCUGACACAACUGCCCCAAGCAAUCACUACUCUGCCUAACCUACAGUACAUCGACGUGUCGGUAAACAAGUUGGAAACAUUACCUGAUGGAAUCUCCGGGUUACAACUUUACCAGCUCUACCUCCGAAACAAUAGAUUCAGAGAGAUACCAGAAGAAGUUUGUUCACUACUUCAACUCAAGAUCUUGGACGUAGGAAAAAACCCACUCAAGCGUCUGCCUGACAACAUAUGUCAGCUCACAGGGCUAAGGAGGCUUGAAAUAGAUAUCUGUCAGUUUGAUGAGUUCCCCAGACAGGUGCUACAGUUAGAAGGGUUACAAAGGUUGGACAUAGGGGAGUGGGCUGGGGAGGGCAAACCUUCACCUGUACCUGAAGACAUCGGCAGACUGAAGAACCUACAAGUCUUGGAUUUGCAAGAUAGUGGCGUGGAGUCACUACCGGAUGGUGUUGGGGAACUGGUGCAGUUGACGGACUUAAACAUUGCUGGAAACAGAUUCACAUCAGUUCCUGAUGAAGUCAUGAACCUGUCCAACAUCAAGAGUUUAAAUUUGACAGAAAACAGAAUUGCUUGCCUUCCCAUGACUUUGAGCCGAUUGACCAAACUGGGGGACAUCAAUAUCUUGGGUAACCCCAUGACAUACCCUCCUCCCGAUGUCUGUAAGAAAGGUACAGCCGCUGUUAUGGAUUUCCUAAGAAGGGAGACAAAGGAGGAGAAAGAGAGAGAACUGGGGAAACUGUUCUACCGCUUCUCACGAAAGGUGACGCAAAGAGCUGAGGUGGAAGCUCUGGCCGCAGUAGCUGGACUAAAGCCUAGCGAGAGAAACAGUUUAAUGGGUAAAGACAAGGCGAAUCCAAGUUACCAGGCCCAGAAUGUGCUGUUGAAGUGGAUGGAGAAAGACCAAGAAGCGUCCAUGGACAAGCUUCAGCGGGAGCUACGUGAAAUCGGCAUGGAAACACUGGCAGAGGAGGUUGGCAGGAUCAAGGCAGAGCGAUUUAAGCGGCCGUCAGAUACAUCGGGCGGGCCACCUGCCAAGCGACAGGCAGUCGGAGGGUCUCGUGUGGGGCAUCAGGAGGAACAGCAGCCCGAAGAGAAGAUCGGACAGGCAGAACAGAAACUUGGACAGAUGCAACAGGAGGAACAGCAGACCAAAGAGAAGAUCAGACAGGCAAAACAGGAUCCCACAGUCACGACUGGAGAGCAUGCAGGCAGGGUACAGAUGCAUCAGGAGGAACAGCAGACCAAAGACAAGAUCAGACAGGCAGAACAGAAACUUGUACAGAUGCAGCAUCACAGUGAGGUUCAGCAGGCCAUGGUCAGCAGUCUCCGUGCAGAGGUCACCAGGUUAAGCAACAAGGACGAGCGGGCACAGAAGGUCCUGCUGGACCACAAGCAGGAGAUACAGCAGCUUCAGGAGGCUAAUGUUGCCAUGGCAACCCGGGUGGAAAACUUUGUAGAGGAAAACGAGAAGCUGAGAAGUCAAGUCGUACUUCUUGGGGGCGAACAACAUGCUGACGAACAGACGACCGAGGUGUUGGAGCGGACCAUCCUGAUGUUCACUGAAAACGUUCUGCAGAAGUGCAGACAGAGCAAACCAAACCUGGAGGAGAGAGGCCGGAAAAAGUCAGAGCGACUCAAGCCGCCGGCAGAUACAUCGGGCGGGCCACCUGCCAAGCGGCAGGCAGCCGGAGGGUCUCAUGGGGGGCAUCAGGUAGAACAGCAAACCAAGGAGCUGGCUACUUCAGCAGAAAGCGAGCUGCUGACCAAGCUGAGCUGCAGACUUGGUCCUGACUGGCGGCGGCUGGGAGCUGCGCUGGGGAUCCCACAGCCACGACUGGACAGCAUACAGGCACGGUACAGCAACGCCAUCCAGCGGGCCUGCAAGGUACUGACGGUCUGGAUGGGUGGAGGGGACCACGGACUUCCGCACGACCUCAAGCAGCUGGAGACAGUCUUAGCAGACAUGGACAGGGCUGAUCUCUUAGACUUUGUGAAAACUGCCUAUAAGGACUACAUAAAGGAGAUGCCGGAGAUGGAGGUGGAACCCGAGGCUUCCCUGGAUGAGCAGGGAGUUACGACAUGGUCUGUCCAACUGCCCGGCCGGGGGAAGUACGUCUGCAAACAAACCGACCUGGGGGUCGUUACCCCCUGCCCUGUCCAGCUGACCUACAGGACAGUGAACCCGUCUGAGCAUUGGCCGGAGAACGAGGACUGGGAGCUGAUUGGUCCGCUGUUCCACAUCCAGUGUAACCAUGACGACGGCGUACCUGUGGAGCUCCUCCUACCGCACAUCCUGGACCUGACACAGGAGGAUGGCAGCGCUCUCACCACGGAUGAAGCCAAGGCUGCUCACGUUGUGGCGGGAAACACAACACUUCACCCCGCUGACGUCACGCCCUCCCACGUCAUCACCAGGCAUGUGAAGGGAAGUCUGUGGGCUUCUGUACUGCAGAAACUCCGAUCCUUGUCCAUCAACAGGAAGGGCCUGCUUACGCUCUUCAAAGCGUCUCCGACUCAGGACGCUGUGGAUGUAAAGGCUCACAUCGUUACAAACACGAAAGACAUGGUCAAGACCUUGCAGGAGGACCUGUCCCAGCUGGUCCCGCAGUUCUACCCCUGGGACUCCCUCCCCUGCUCCUUCCGGCCUCACCAGAUCUACUGUCUGCAGGCAUCAGUGGAGAACGGAACCUUGGCUCAUGCGGAGCCGGAACCACCUGAAGGUUUGGAGUAUGAAGACACAUUCGAUCGCAACAGGAUCUACCCGUCCUUCCACAUGGCGGUUCACCGACAGCCGGACAGGGAGCGCCUGCAGCACCCACAGUUAACUCUGAAGCUGUUUCAGGCGGAGGACAAUCAAGUCGUCUGUCGGUGUACAAGAGACCUGUAUGGCGAAACCGCAGGUGGACAGACCUUCAGCUCAGGUGAAGAUGUCCGACGACACUUCUUCUUCAUCAAAGAGAACGUAAGCACGGAUUGGAAAGACCUGGCUCACUUACUGGGCUUCACCAGGCCUGACAUCGACUCGAUCCAGUACAAACCGGCCAACCGCGACGCCAAGGACUGCUGCAUGGACAUGUUGGAGGCGUGGCGGAGGCGGAGAGGCGACGCCGCCACCUUACAGGUGCUUCUGCGGGCUCUGACUGAGGCUGGACUACAGGACAUCGUGGAUAAGCUCAACAAAAUAUAAGCAUACUCCGUUUUUUUUAUCCCAUCUGAGUAACCGGGUGGUGACGAAAGCUAGCGAUUCAUUUUCAUCUGAGCAGUUUUUUCGAUGUAUCUCUUGUCCCGGACAUGAUACGGUCUUGCCAUUUGGGCGGCAGGUAGCUUUUAACGCCAGGACAAGUUGAGGCAAGUUUCAUGCAGCCCCCUAACAUUGAAUUUUGAAACUGCAAGGGCAUUUUUGUCAAAACAUUCCAAAG
Branchiostoma floridae (Florida lancelet) is the source of this 4325-nucleotide messenger RNA. RefSeq lists its product as uncharacterized. The coding region runs from base 239 to 4093 and encodes 1284 amino acids. The transcript is spliced from 21 exons. Gene Ontology annotation, molecular function: protein binding. The record is from RefSeq and is a predicted model, not a curated record. Gene Ontology annotation, biological process: signal transduction. Lineage: Eukaryota; Metazoa; Chordata; Leptocardii; Amphioxiformes; Branchiostomatidae.